Messenger RNA from Eufriesea mexicana, 819 nucleotides. RefSeq lists its product as uncharacterized. Lineage: Eukaryota; Metazoa; Arthropoda; Insecta; Hymenoptera; Apidae. Bases 343 to 804 code for a protein of 153 amino acids. The transcript is spliced from 3 exons. Gene Ontology annotation, biological process: sleep; regulation of synaptic transmission, cholinergic; positive regulation of voltage-gated potassium channel activity. The record is from RefSeq and is a predicted model, not a curated record.
GUCUACGGAGGGGUUACAGGGUUAUUACGUACGAUACGUUAUUGGACUGGACCACGUUAGCCGCGUGCCCUGAGAAGCGAGGAGAGCCACGCUGAAGAAGGGAGGGAGCACGAGGGAGAAGGAGACACCGCGUGUGUUCUCGGCGAAAAGGGGGUGUUGCCUCUUCAGUAACGUAGUGAACACGUUCCGUGACGCUACCAGUUCCUUUCUGUCUAUUUCUGGACCCACAUGGUAUAGCCUUUGACGUAUUAAACGCCCGUAUCACUCUUGCGAUCGGUGUCAAGUAACGAUCGAUUUGAUUGAAUCGGAAAGCACUCAGAGAUCUUAAAGUGGCUGAUCAUCAUGUCCUCUGGAUUAACUUUUGUACUGGUCAUCUGCGGUCUGGUUGUUCUCGCGCAAUCAGGACUAGCUUUAAGAUGUUGGGAUUGUGUUUCUAACACCAGCAACAUGUGUCGUGACCCACUGAACAUCACAGAGCAUCAGAAGAUGUUUCACACAAAAACUUGCGAGGCUGUAUCCUAUGAAAUGUCGAAACAAAUAUGCCGAAAAAUUGUGAAAAGAGAAAAUGGAGAGCGAGUAGUGAUUCGUCAAUGUUCAACCCCGAAUGUCGACGAAGCAGAUAUUGUUGACGGUCCUUGCAGCGCUACGACAACUGCAGGUCAAAGUAUAAUCGAAUCCUGUCAUAUUUGUAGCACUGACCUCUGCAAUUCCGCUAUGGGUGCAUCGAUUACGCAACCGCUUUUCAUCGCCGCGUUGGCCACUAUUGGUUAUCGUUCACUUCAAACGAAAUAUAAUGCCGUUUAAUAUAACGAGUUUCUA